Magnolia sinica is the source of this 2028-nucleotide messenger RNA. Its product is annotated as G-box-binding factor 1. The record is from RefSeq and is a predicted model, not a curated record. Gene Ontology annotation, cellular component: nucleus. The transcript is spliced from 11 exons. Gene Ontology annotation, molecular function: sequence-specific DNA binding; DNA-binding transcription factor activity. Gene Ontology annotation, biological process: regulation of DNA-templated transcription. NCBI's taxonomy places the organism in Eukaryota, Viridiplantae, Streptophyta, Magnoliopsida, Magnoliales, Magnoliaceae. The coding region runs from base 366 to 1403 and encodes 345 amino acids.
AGCAGAGUCCUAUGGGAGCCGGCCAACGAGUUCCCGACGUGGAGACGACCCGACACGUUGCAGAGAGAAGAGAGAGAGAGAGAGAGAGAGCGCUCUUGCCAAGCAGCUGCCCGUCUUGUGUCUGGCUCGGCUGUACGAUCUAGCCCUGAUUCCCUCAGCCGUUGAUUGGCCCAGUCGAGAAGCGUGUGGGCCGUUGAUUCGUGUGUAGGACCGCUCGACCGUUUCGACUUGGACUUCCACAUCAUCCCCUCUGGUUCUCUGUAACUCCGCCAUGGAAACAGUCUUCUAAAACUGUCAGCAAUUCAGGAAUUCUUCAAGUAAUUUAAUCUUGGUUGGAGUGCUCUGUUUACGCUAACAAAGCUGAUAUGGGGUCUGGGGAAGAAAGCACACCUGCAAAGCCUACCAAACCAGCUGCCACAACUCAGGAAUUACCAACAACACCUCCAUAUCCUGAUUGGGCAUCACCUAUGCAGGCAUACUAUGGUGCUGGAGCUACUCCACCUCCCUUUUUCACCUCAACCGUUGCUUCUCCACCACCACCUCAUCCCUACCUGUGGGGUGGCCAGCAUUUAAUGCCACCAUAUGGGACCCCGCCACUACCAUACCCCGCCAUAUAUCCUCACAGUGGACUUUAUGCCCAUCCACCCAUGGCUGCGGGCACGGCAACAACCACCACAGGAACAGAAGGAAAGCCCUCAGAUCCCAAAGACAAGAAUUCGACGAAGAAGUCAAAGGGAAGUUCAGGAAAUACAGGUCUUGCCGGCGGAAAAUCUGGGGAUGGUGGAAAGGCAGCUUCAGGUUCUGGAAAUGAUGGUGCCUCACUAAGUGGUGAAAGUGGAAGUGAGGCUUCAUCGGAGGCGAGUGAUGAGAAUACCAACCAACAAGAUUUUUCUACGCAUGGGAAGAGAAGUUUCAACCAGAUGCUUGCAGAUGGAGCAAAUGCACAGAACAAUGCUGCUUACAGCACUGCAGCUGCCGAACCAUCUUUUCCUGCCAGGGGACAACCUGCUCCGAGCCUUCCAGUUUCAGUGCCAGGGAAGCCUGUGGUUCCUGUGCCUGCAACCAAUCUGAAUAUUGGGAUGGAUCUCUGGAAUGCAUCCUCUGCUGGAUCUGUACCCAUAAAGGCAAGACCUGCUGCAGCUGGGGUCCCACCAGCGGUAGUUCCAGCACCAAUGCAACCUGAACAUAUGUGGAUUCCUGAUGAACGUGAACUGAAGAAACAGAGGAGGAAGCAGUCUAAUCGGGAGUCAGCCAGGAGGUCCAGAUUACGCAAACAGGCUUCCAUUAAUCACAUCCAAGGGGGAAAAGAGUGGGAUUUCAAGAAAGAUGGUGAUGCCUCCCUUGAAGAAAAGUGCCUUGUCAUUCAGGAUACUCCAGAGAAGUUUCUAUGUGCCAACCAUUAGAUAAUAAUGUUAUUCACCUAGUCAUGAAUUCAAGGAAUGUGAAACUUCUGAAAAUCUUAUGCAGGAUGGUAGGGUCCCUCAGCCAAAGCAAUGGUUGGGGUCGAACGUUGAUGGUUUUAAUAGAGAGAAUCUGGGAAAUUUAUGUUUUAGACUUUUGUAUGGAUAGGUUCAAUAAAGAUAGUAACCUCAUUUACGUAUCAUGGACUUGGCAAAAGCAGAAGUCUCUUGUUACUAAUCGUCAAUGAUUUCAGAUUGAAAAUGUUGUUGAAAAUGUCAUCUGACUGAUCUAUCAAAAACAGGCUUUUCAUCAGUAUGAUUGAGGUAGGUACUUGAAGAUUUUUUAUAUUCUCUAGUCCUUUUCUGGUGAGCACAUAUUGGUUUAGGCAAAACAAAAUCCGUUACAGCUGGAAACAAUGGAACAUUCUGUUGCUACUCCCCAUAACUAAAGGGACUCCUACCAACUUGGAUUGGACUUGUUUGGUAUGUAUUGCCUUUUUAUUUAUGGUUGUUAAUCAUGAGGUUUCAAGUCCAAACUGGUUGGAUCACAAGUUACGGUCCAUCCAGUGGAUAACUUCUAACCUUUCAUGUGCAUGAGACAUCCAACCUAUCCAAUAGGUUGGGCCAC